AGCCAUGUGAAAUACACGGACCCAUUGCCGUAUUUUGCAAUUUAUCCAUGGGAUUACAAAGCGUCAGUAAGGGGAUACAUUGGAGCUGUGAUUUUCCAGGGGUUUGGUGUCGCGAAAUUUGUGUUUAUUGUUGUAGGUUUCGACACCGUUUUCACUACAAUGACUGUAUAUUCGGGAGCUCACCUGAAAGUCCUAAUGGAAGCUCUAAGGACAAUUCGUGUUCGAUCAUACAGAAGAAUGAAUGUCAGUUACGUUCCAAAAUUGUACGAUACUGACAAAGGAGUUCAUGGGAUUAUGGAUGAGGAAAUAAAUAUAUGCAUCGUCCACCUCCAAACGAUUUUCAGGAUGUGCGAGACUAUCGAAGACACCUUUAAUGUUAUAGCCCUUUUACAAAUUCUACAAUCUGUGACGGUUCUUUGUGCAGGUCUAUAUGUGGUUUCUGAGGUACCAAUAACGAGUGGGAAAUUCUUUGCAGAAUUGGCAUACCUUCUGGCUGUAACUUGGCAAAUUUUUCAAUAUUGUUGGUAUGGAAAUAAACUCACACAAAUGAGUUUGGCGACAUCUGAUGCCCUGUUUGAAGGAGAUUGGCUAUGCGCUUCUAAAUCCUUCAAAAUGAAAAUGGUCUUUUCCAUGUGUCGAUUGGGAAAACCCGUUAUUUUCACGGGUGGUAAACUUACAUUGUUAACACUACCAACUUUCGUUUCGAUUGCACGUUUUUCUUAUUCAAUCUAUGCCAUUUUGAAGAAUGGUUCAGGAGGGCAGUAG
This is a messenger RNA of Agrilus planipennis (emerald ash borer), 765 nucleotides long. RefSeq names its product odorant receptor 7a. The transcript has 6 exons. The coding region runs from base 160 to 765 and encodes 201 amino acids. Lineage: Eukaryota; Metazoa; Arthropoda; Insecta; Coleoptera; Buprestidae. Gene Ontology annotation, biological process: detection of chemical stimulus involved in sensory perception of smell; sensory perception of smell. Gene Ontology annotation, molecular function: olfactory receptor activity; odorant binding. Gene Ontology annotation, cellular component: plasma membrane. The record is from RefSeq and is a predicted model, not a curated record.